Trypanosoma conorhini is the source of this 321-nucleotide messenger RNA. RefSeq lists its product as uncharacterized. The coding region runs from base 1 to 321 and encodes 106 amino acids. The record is from RefSeq and is a predicted model, not a curated record. The transcript has a single exon. NCBI's taxonomy places the organism in Eukaryota, Euglenozoa, Kinetoplastea, Trypanosomatida, Trypanosomatidae.
AUGCUCGGAUUCAACGUGACGGCCUUCUUCUCCAACGCCUACGUGCACUGGGAGUACGUGAAGCUGAAUCGUGAGGUGCUGGAGGAGCGGCGUCGCCGCCUUGAAGAGGAGCAGGGGAAUGGGGGUGCGAUGAUCCGGAAUGGCUCCUUCCUUGUGGAUCAGGUGGAGGAGCUUCGGGGAGAGAGGGCACUGACCGUGGGAGAUUCCCUCGAUGGCACUGCCCGCAUGGGUGCGAGGGCCGCGACGCACGCUGUCAUUUGCUGCGAGGAUGGAGGCAAGCACGGCGGCGUCGGCGCUGUGGGCGCGCCGCCAGGCAGGUAA